Perkinsus marinus ATCC 50983 is the source of this 693-nucleotide messenger RNA. RefSeq lists its product as hypothetical. The transcript has 8 exons. The record is from RefSeq and is a predicted model, not a curated record. The annotation marks the transcript as partial. NCBI's taxonomy places the organism in Eukaryota, Perkinsozoa, Perkinsida, Perkinsidae.
AUGCAUUUCAGGGAAGUGGCUGCUUCUCGUGAGGAGUGUCGUAAAGAAACGCACGAGGUCCUCGAACAGGCCUCUAAGGGGGAUCGGAAGGCUCUGAUUGACCUGAAAGCGAUGGUUGAGGAUCUUCGUAGUAGGGUGGAGGAAGUAUCUUCGGAGAUGAGGAAGGACACUCACACGCUUGAGAGCGUCGACUCACGCAUCGUGCAGAGCACUCGCGAGGUGGAGGAUAGAAUGCUGUCGAAGAUGAGUGAGAGAGAGAACGAGAUGAAGGUGACUAUAGAGGAGUUGGAAGAGCGGUUCGAGAGGCGCCUCAAUGGAGGGCAGUUGGAAGUCCGCAUGAAUGCAUUAUCGAGUGAGUUGGCGGACCUACGUGCCACCACUAAGGACUCUCUACAGUGCUUGAAUGCUGAAGUUAAGUUGGGAAUUGGAAGGCAGCCUUCAGAGGUGCAGACGGAGGCCUCCGAGGAGAUGGAGAGCACCAAUGCUGAGUAUCUACAAGAGCACACGAGGGGCCUGGCAGAGACUCUUUGUAAGGGCAUAGGACGUAUAGAGAGGCUUGAGAAUGAUAGACCACUUAGGAAGGACUCGAUUGGUAGUAGAGUGGAGGAGAUGUUGGCCACUUUACAAGGGAUGAGGUUUUAUGUAGAAGAACACGAUUCUCGAAUAAGCACACUAUCUGCUACCAUUCAGGAG